This is a messenger RNA of Colletotrichum karsti, 6687 nucleotides long. RefSeq lists its product as uncharacterized. Gene Ontology annotation, cellular component: epsilon DNA polymerase complex; nucleus. Gene Ontology annotation, biological process: DNA replication; nucleotide-excision repair, DNA gap filling; DNA replication proofreading. Gene Ontology annotation, molecular function: single-stranded DNA 3'-5' DNA exonuclease activity; DNA binding; nucleotide binding. The coding region runs from base 1 to 6687 and encodes 2228 amino acids. Lineage: Eukaryota; Fungi; Ascomycota; Sordariomycetes; Glomerellales; Glomerellaceae. The transcript is spliced from 3 exons. The record is from RefSeq and is a predicted model, not a curated record.
AUGCCAAACACAAGUCUCCGCCGCCCGCAAAAGGGCUACCGCCGAGGCGGGAAACAAGCCUACCACGGUCCCGGCCGCACGACACGCACCUUCGCCGCCUCCUCCCGCACGGAAGCGACCUCGGCCGACGAGAAGUGGGAGCGCACCCGCCUGGCCCACGCCAUCGACGAGAACAUGGGCUUCGCCCGCUACGAGGGCGGCAAGCGGAAGGAGGGCUGGCUGGUCAACGUGCAGCCCACGGCCGUCGAGGACGAGCGCAUACCGGGCGGCCGCGCCGCGCUCGACUGCUACUUCCUCGAGGACGACGGCCAGACCUUCAAGGCCACGGUCGAGUACGACCCGUACCUCCUCAUCGCCGUCAAGAAGGGCCGCGAGGGCGAGGUCGAGGAGUGGGUCAAGCGCGUGCCGGGCGGCGGCGUGGUCAAGACGGUCAAGAGGGUCGAGAAGGAGGACCUGAAGAUGCCGAAUCACUUGCUGGGGUACCGCCGGACGUUUCUGGAGCUGAGGUUCGCCAACGUGAAUGAUUUGAUGGCGGCGAGGAAGGAUAUCAUGCCGAUCGCGGCGAGGAAUAGGAAGAAUGUGGAUGCGAUGGAUGCAUAUGCUGAGGUCGCUACGACGAACGGCGACUUUGACCUUUUUGACGACUCACGAGAUGACGAUAGACGAGCUAAUGCUUCUUUUGCCGACGCCAGCGACUUCAUUGUCGAUAUUAGAGAGUACGACGUACCGUACCAUGUAAGAGUAAUGAUAGAUAUGGAUAUUCGGGUGGGAAAAUGGUACUUCAUUGACGUGAAGCACGGCGUCACGAAGAUCACAAUCAACGAGGACAGGCUGGCCAUGGCAGACCCCGUGGUCAUGGCCUACGAUAUCGAGACGACGAAGCUGCCCCUGAAAUUCCCCGACGCCGCCACCGACCAGAUCAUGAUGAUUUCGUACAUGAUUGACGGCCAGGGUUUCCUCAUCACCAACCGAGAGAUCAUCUCCGAAGACAUUGGCGACUUCGACUACACGCCCAAGCCAGAAUACCCCGGUCCGUUCAUGAUUUUCAACGAGCCCGACGAGAAGGCCGUCAUCGAGCGCUUCUUCCUGCACAUCAAGGAGGCGCGGCCGACGGUCAUUGCGACGUACAACGGUGACUUUUUCGAUUGGCCGUUUGUCGAGGCGCGCGCGAGCGUCAACGGUAUCGACAUGUACCAGGAGAUUGGCUGGAAGAAGGACAGCGAGGACCAGUACAAGUGCAGUUACAGUGUACACAUGGAUUGUUUCCACUGGGUAAAUCGAGACUCCUACUUGCCUCAGGGAUCUCGAGGUUUGAAGGCCGUCACUGUGGCGAAGCUCGGAUACGACCCUGACGAACUCGACCCCGAGCUGAUGACGCCGUAUGCGCAAGAACGGCCGCAGACGCUGGCAGAGUACUCAGUUUCCGACGCUGUUGCGACGUACUACCUGUACAUGAAAUAUGUGCACCCCUUCAUCUUCUCGCUUUGCACUAUCCUGCCGCUUGGUGGUGACGACACGCUGAGGAAGGGUACCGGUACCCUUUGCGAGAUGUUGCUGAUGGUGCAGGCGUACCAGAAGGAGAUUGUUCUGCCGAAUAAGCACGUAUCUCCUAGGGAAGCAUUUUAUGAGGGACACUUGCUCGACUCAGAGACGUACGUUGGAGGUCACGUUGAGAGUAUCGAAGCCGGUGUCUUUCGGUCAGAUAUCCCUGUCAACUUCGCGGUUGACCCUGGUGCUGUGGAUGAGUUGCUCAACGACUUGGAUGCUGCGCUCAAGUUUAGUAUCACGGUCGAAGAGAAGAAAUCCAUGGACGACAUUGCGAACUACGACGAGAUCAAAGAGCAGAUCGCAGAUCGACUACGCGCCCUGAAAGAGACACCCAAUCGAAGCGAACGACCCUUGAUCUACCAUCUCGAUGUCGCUUCCAUGUACCCCAACAUCAUGACGACAAAUCGACUGCAACCAGAUUCUAUGAUCCAGGAGUCGGACUGCGCGGCAUGCGACUUCAACAGGCCCGGCAAGACUUGCGACAGACGAUUGCCCUGGGCUUGGAGAGGAGAGUACCUGCCCGCCAAGCGUGAUGAGUACAACAUGAUCAGGAACGCCCUGGAGAACGAAAAGUUUCCCGGCAAGUGGCCCAACUCGCCGAUGCGGUCAUACCAAGACCUCAGCCCCGAUGAGCAGACGGCGCUCCUAAGGAAACGGUUGCAACUCUACUCGCAAAAGGUCUACCACAAGAUCCACGACUCGACAACCAUUGUCAAGGAGGCCAUCAUCUGCCAGCGCGAGAACCCGUUCUACAUCAACACGGUGCGUGACUUCCGUGAUCGUCGUUACGAUUACAAGGGCAAGGCCAAGGUGUGGAAGGGCAAGACGGAGGCGCUCAAGUCGUCCGGCGCGACGUCGACUGAGGUCGAUGCGGCGAAGAAGAUGAUCAUUCUCUUUGAUUCGCUGCAGCUUGCCCACAAGGUCAUUCUGAACUCUUUCUACGGGUACGUCAUGAGAAAGGGUUCUCGCUGGUACUCCAUGGAGAUGGCUGGUGUGACGUGUUUGACGGGAGCCACGAUUAUCCAGCUUGCUCGAAGUCUCGUCGAGCGUCUUGGUCGCCCUCUGGAACUGGAUACCGACGGUAUUUGGUGCAUGCUUCCCGCCACGUUCCCCGAAAACUUUGCCUUCAAGACGAAGAACGGCAAGAAGGUCACCAUUUCGUACCCCUGCACCAUGUUAAACCAUCUGGUUCACGCCCAGUUCACGAACCACCAGUACCAGACGCUCAAGGAUCCCAAGACGUUCAAGUACGAAACACACAGCGACAACUCCAUUUUCUUCGAAGUCGACGGUCCGUACAAGGCCAUGAUCCUGCCCACUUCCAAGGAAGAGGACAAGAACUUGAAGAAGCGUUACGCCGUCUUCAACGACGAUGGCAGUUUGGCAGAGCUGAAGGGUUUCGAGGUCAAGCGCAGAGGUGAGCUGAAGCUCAUCAAGAUCUUCCAGCAGCAAAUCUUCAAGUUCUUCCUUGAGGGUACGACCCUCGCUGAGUGCUACACCGCGGUCGCUAAGGUGGCGAACCAGUGGUUGGAUGUAUUGCACAGCAAGGGCUCAACUCUGGCUGACCAGGAGCUCAUGGAACUCAUUUCCGAGAACAGGAGCAUGUCCAAGACUCUUGAGGAAUACGGCUCGCAGAAGUCAACAUCGAUCACAACGGCGCGACGUCUGGCGGACUUUUUGGGCGAGCAGAUGGUCAAGGACAAGGGAUUGAACUGCAAAUUCAUCAUCUGCGCCAGACCGAAGAAUGCUCCUGUCACUGAGCGUGCUGUGCCGGUUGCUAUCUUUUCUGCCGAGGAGACAACGAAGCGGUUUUACCUCAAGAAGUGGCUGAAGGAAGAGCCUGCCGACACCGACCCGAGAGCCCUCUUGGAUUGGGACUACUACCUAGAGCGUCUUGGAUCUGUCAUCCAGAAGCUCAUCACCAUCCCGGCUGCCCUUCAGAAAGUCCGCAACCCCGUUCCUCGCGUUCCUCAUCCCGACUGGCUCCAGCGGAGGAUCAACAUCAAGGAGGACAAGAUGAAGCAGAAGAAACUUACCGACCUCUUCCCCAAGGGUCCGUUGGAGGACAUCACCAACCUGAACGGCCGGAGUCUGGAUGACCUUGAAGAUUUCGGUAGCAAGCUACUCAAGCCGAAGCCGGUCACUGCUGUGGUUGCUUCAUCGCAGCCCGCUCCUAUGUCUCAGAAGAGGAAGUCGCCGGAGCCUGUCGAAAAUGCGGACCCCUUCGCGGGUUUGCCCAAGGUGAUGCCUUCGCCUUCAGAAGACUAUGUUGGCUUCCUGCAGUACCAGAAGCAGAAGUGGAAGAUCCAGAAGCAGGCUCGCAUACGCAGACGACAGCUUUUCGGCGAUCGACGCGGCAACCAGAGCAACAUCCAGGCGACCUUCAUGAAGCAGGCUCACAUGACUUUUAUGAACACAUGGCAGCUUCUGCAUCUCAAGGCCACCGAGACUCCCGGUGUCGUCACCGCGUAUGUGCUCAUCGACGCCAAGAUCCACUCGACCAAGAUCAAGGUCCCGCGACAGGUGUUCCUGAACCUGAAGAGCGGUGACAUGCCGGAUGUCGAUAUUCCUGGCUGUGAGGUCGAGCAGGUCAACCACACUCUCCCGAACGGACAUUCGUCUGUUCAUCUGUUCAAGCUCACCGUUCCGGAGGAUGUCUACUUUGCUGAGACGGAUAAGUUUUCGCUCUUGUUCAACCACCCCAGUGUCGAAGGUGUGUACGAGAAGCACUUGCCGCUCAACAUCAGAGCUGUUCUUCAGCUCGGCAAUCUCUGCACUAUCGAUGAACAGCAGCACGCUGUGCUUGGAAAGGGCCUAGACCAGGGAUUCGAUCUGUCUGGUCUCAAGCGGCCUCUGAAGAAGAGGACGUACCUCGAUUCCUCACCACUGGCGUACAUCUACAUCUCCCACAUCACCGCAGGAGACAGACAGAUCUUUGGUGUGUUCUCGACAACGAGAAAUGAGGCACACAUUAUUAUCCUGCAAAAGAGCAGAGAUUCGGGGCAGGACCUGCCCAACAUCUCCAGGAUCUACACAGAACUUCUCGCACGACGCGGAGAGGAGGCUGAAGGCACCAACUGGCAGGACUGCUUCCGGUACCAGGAAAAGCUUACCUUCAAGAUCACGCAAGUCACGACGAAGAGGAAAGCCCAUCUGGAGCUGAGCGAUGUUGUCAAAAAGAUGAGGAAAGACGAGCUGCGCCCACAGAUGAUGGUCCUCCAGUCCUCCCAGCGCAACAUGCUCAUCACCGACGUGCCGAUCCUAGGCGACUUCCCUGUUCUCCCGCUCAAGUACGACCCCGCGGACAGCUCGCUGCCGCCGCUCGGCUGGCAAGCCGUCGUGGCCAAGCGCCUUGUUGGACACUACCUUGGGCUCGGCUCCUGGAUCCUACACUUGACGACUCUUGCGAGGUAUGGCGACGUGCCACUUUGCAACUUGGAACGUGAGGAUCCUCGCUUCCUCAUUGACAUCACCUACGCCCGUCGUCUGCAAAACAACAACAUCGUGCUUUGGUGGUCCGCCAGCCCGCGUCCCGAUCACGCUGGCUACGAAAAGGACGACAUUACCGGUCCCCUUGACACCGUGAAAAUGCCUUCCGUCAACAAUCCGGGCACAUUCUCUUCAGUCUGCAUCGACCUAGAAGUCAGGAAUCUCGCUAUCAAUACCAUCUUGACAUCAUCACUCAUCAACGAGCUCGAGGGGGCAGACUCCAUCUCUUUCAACCCUGCCGGCGAUGGGUCGGGAGACGAUGUCAUCACUUCAGAAGGUACCUUCGCCAAUGCAGGCGUUUUGGUUCUUCGCGAGAUGGUGAAGAGUUGGUGGCAGGAAGCCUGCAAGGGGAACACCAUGGCUGAUGUCAUGGUGCAACAUCUCGUUCGUUGGGUCGAGAAUCCGGAUUCUUUCUUGUACGAUCGGGCACUGCACUACUACGUCCAGAUGAUGUCCCGAAAAGCGUUCCAGCAGCUCAUGGCUGACUUCCGUCGCGUGGGCUCCCAAGUUGUCUUUGCAAACUCAAAUCGUCUGCUCCUGCAAACCACCAAGGCUGAGGUUGGCACCGCGUUUGCGUACAGCCAGUACAUCAUCAAAUCGAUCAAGAGCAAGCCGCUCUUCCACUUCAUCGACCUUGAAAUCAAGGAGUACUGGGACUACCUUGUUUGGUACGACGAGUUCAACUACGGUGGCAAGGCGUGCCAGGAAGUCGUCGAGGCUGAAAGGCAGGACCUGGACACCGUCAUGCACUGGCAGAUGGCUACCUUCUUGCCCACUCGUCUCCAGCCGACGUUCCAGGACUGGGUUAUUGAGUUCAUCCACCUCAUGCACGGCCUCAAACGCCCACAGGGAGAGUUCGACUCCACUCCCCGGCUGACGCAACUCCCGCAGAAGUCGCUAGCCGAGGGCGCGGAAGGACAGAUCAUUCUCGGCAAGAAGUUCGAGAAACCUCUCAAGAAGGAUAUUGCGAACCUGGUCAACCUGCAGAAGAGAGAGCUAUUGCAUCCCGAGUUGGCGGGCGACUACUCCUUCCCACAGCUACCAGGCAGCCACCUCGCACAUCUGUCAUCGAGGAACGCCGUGCUGGAGCUAGUCAAAGCUCUGAUGCAGGUCCUCUCCCUCGACAAGAACAUCACGCUCGAGGCGAGGCUGCUGAGGAAGGAGCUGCUCGCCAUGUUCGACGUGCGGGAGUUCAGCAAAGAAGGCGCCUUCCAGAACCCGAGCGAGAGCCUCAAGCUGGUCCAGCUCUCCUGCGACAGCUGCACCAUGGCGCGCGACCUCGACUUCUGCCGGGACGAGGACCUCCUCCCGGAGCUCGGCCCCGACGGCAAGCGCCUCGGCCCGGAGACGAGGCCGUGGCGGUGCGGGUUCUGCGAGGCCGAGUACGACCGCAACGCCAUCGAGGAGAUGCUCCUCGCGCAGGUCGAGGCCUUCGUCGUGGAGUGGAGCACGCAGGACCUCAAGUGCGGCAAGUGCGGCGCGCUCCGGCUCAACGAGUUCAUGGAGCAUUGUACGUGUUCCGGCGAGUGGGUGGAGAGCGUGAAGAGGGGGGAGAUCGUCAAGAGGAUCGGGGUGUACGCGAGCGUUGCCAAGUUCUUUGGGUUGAGGAUGUUGGGGGAGGUUACGGAGGGGUUGAAGAAGGGAUUGUAA